CUGCCUUUCUUAAAAGGAUGCGGUAGACAUGUAGAAAAAAUUGACAGGAGACACUCAAACCUCCUUAUUAUACCUGAUGAGGUUCUUCGUAACUGCAGAACUCUUGAAGAAUGUAGAUUGGAUGCCAAUCAGAUUAAGGACUUUCCUAAAAACUUUUUUAGAAUGGAAAGAAUUCGUUAUUUAACAUUAAGUGAUAACGAAUUGUCCAGAAUACCCCCUGGGAUUGGAAACUUUUCGAACCUUAUUGAACUUGAUAUAAGCAGAAACGGUAUUCACUUCACAUUUGUGACCUACCAACUAGCAUUCGCUUUUGCUCAAAUUUACAAACGCUUGACGCCAGUAAUAAUCCCUUACGAAGCUUGCCAGAUGGCUUUUGCCAGCUUCAAAAUCUUCGCGUGCUCUGCCUAA
Molecule: messenger RNA, 408 nt
Organism: Protopolystoma xenopodis
Lineage: Eukaryota; Metazoa; Platyhelminthes; Monogenea; Polystomatidea; Polystomatidae
Source: the annotation of a GenBank genome assembly